Messenger RNA from Pleurotus ostreatus (oyster mushroom), 690 nucleotides. RefSeq lists its product as uncharacterized. Lineage: Eukaryota; Fungi; Basidiomycota; Agaricomycetes; Agaricales; Pleurotaceae. Bases 1 to 690 code for a protein of 229 amino acids. The transcript has a single exon. The record is from RefSeq and is a predicted model, not a curated record.
AUGUCCUCGUCUUCGAUUAACAUGUCAUCCUCCGCUAACGCACUAUCCUCGCCUGUGGAUACUUUGGUUGGAUGGACAAAAGAAGUUGAGGAAGCACUAGCGCAGCAGCCGAAGAUCAACAUAGCACUUGUAUCCACCUUUAUUCCUAUAAAUCAACGACCAACCACACCGACAUACGAAAUAGAAGGUGCUAUACCUAGCCUUGUAGGCGAUGUCCUAAUGGACAUUUUUUGGCAUGCAAAUGAAAUCGUUAUCACGCCCUUCACAUCCUUCCUCGUAGCCGGGCACCCAGGAAUUAUUUUCCUGGACGGUGUACCAUCUCCUAACUUCCAAGAAGCUCUUGGAAGGGGAUGUCGUUUAGAACGCAAGACACUUGCAUUCUGCACCGAGAUACAGAUUUUCCACUCCCGCUCCGCCAUCACAAUCAUCGACAUGGAAGAUAUCCUCGAUCCCUUUGAGGGAGAACUACUCGCCAUCCCCACUAACUCCCUGCUAUCUCUAGAUAGCCUCGUAUUCGAACCACGCCAUUAUGGUUUUGGCGCCGUAUUGGGAUUUUAUUCCCAAACCGCCAAUGGCCAUUUUGUUAAGGUCAUCAUAUGGUUCAAUCGUAGGCUGUAUGAAGAUAGAAUUCAGGUUGAACGGAAGGUAUUUGUCUCAUUUUGGGUUCAUAAGGACCAUGUCGCCUUCUGA